This is a messenger RNA of Pelecanus crispus (Dalmatian pelican), 585 nucleotides long. Lineage: Eukaryota; Metazoa; Chordata; Aves; Pelecaniformes; Pelecanidae. The record is from RefSeq and is a predicted model, not a curated record.
AUGUGCGAUGGGAGUCCCAAACAGAAGCCUGAUGAAUCCGAUUUUCCUUGGAUGAUGCUGUGGGCUAGCAGAAGAGGUUUUCUCAGUCCAGGGAAGUGUGAGGUUACACAACAAACAGAAACUAAGGGUGUUAAGGAAACCCUGCAAGAAGAAGACGAACAAGAACUUACUGCAGAGGAAAGAAGGAAACUGGAAAGAAAAUUAAAAAAAGAGCGCAAGAAAAAAGAAAAACAGCUGAUGAGGGAAGCUGGAAUCUCUACUAAAAAGGUGGAGCCCAAAAAGCAGUCGGGAUCUGAGCUGGCUCUGGCCUAUUUAACCAGCUGGUCUGAAAACCCAGAAGAAUGGAAGUUUCAAAAGACAAGACAAACCUGGCUUCUCUUACACAUGUACGAUAAAGAGAAGGUUCCAGACAAGUAUUUCACCAUUCUACUGGAUUAUCUGCAAGGGCUUCAAGGCGGUGCACGAGACAUAACUGUGCAGAAAGCUGAAGCUUUUAUGAAGGAAUUUGAUGGUUCCAACGCAGAAGACCCAAACCUGCUGGAGAAGUGCGAGCGCAUACGACAAGUUCUGCAACUGCUGUCCUGA